AUGUCUAAUCCUUGGAUCAAAUUUAUACACACCGCGCUAACUCACCCAAAGCACACGCCAUGGAUUGUAGCUUUGCUCAUCCUUGGCGAUGCAGCUCUCUGCACCCUGGUCAUCUGGAAGAUCUCCUACACCGAGAUUGACUGGUCCACCUAUAUGCAGCAAGUAUCACUCUAUAUAUCCGGUGAAAGAGACUACACUGCGAUCAAGGGGUCGACCGGACCUUUGGUCUACCCCGCAGCCCAUGUGUACAUCUACACGCUGCUCUACGACCUAACCGAUGGAGGACGCGAUAUCCUUCAGGGGCAGAUCUUUUUUGCAGGUUUCUACCUGGCCACCUUGAUCGUUGUCAUCGCUUGCUACAGACAGGUCGACGUUCCCCCUUACCUUUAUCCGCUAUUGGUUCUGUCCAAGCGACUUCAUAGUAUCUACAUGCUGCGCAUGUUCAAUGACGGCAUUGCGACACUCGCGAUGUGGCUGGCGAUUUACUUGUGUAUGAAGCAGAAAUGGACCGCUGGUAUUGCGAUCUGGUCGUUGGGUGUGGGUGUCAAAAUGACAUUGGUCUUGCUCGUCCCCGGGAUUGCCAUUAUCACUUUGCUGAGCUUGGGCCUGCUGCAAAGCGUCGUCCUUGGUGCCCUGGCUGUCCUGAUUCAGAUUUUGCUUGCAAUUCCUUUCCUUCAGGAAAACCCCGUGGGCUACCUAUCUAAAGCCUUUGAACUAUCCCGGCAAUUCAUGUUCAAGUGGACCGUGAAUUGGCGAUUUGUGGGCGAGGAAACUUUCCUCUCAAAGGAGUUCUCAUUGGCUUUGCUAGGUUUGCACGUUUCAUUGCUGGCUAUCUUCUCUCUUGUAUGGGUGAAGCCAUCCAGAACCAACGUGGUCCGCUUCCUCCUGGACAGCAUCCAGGGCCGCCAACCACCAGUGGCACUCUCAAAAUCAUUCAUCAUGACCGUAUUGCUGAGCUCGCUAGCCAUUGGCUUGCUGUGCGCCAGGUCAUUGCAUUAUCAGUUCUUCUCAUAUCUGGCAUGGGCCACCCCAUUCCUCCUGUGGCGGGCAGGUCUCCAUCCAAUUCUGAUUUAUACCGUGUGGGCACUGCAGGAGUGGGCUUGGAACGUCUAUCCCAGCACCAAUGCUAGUUCUGUGGUCGUGGUCUUGUCGCUCGCCCUGCAAGUGUUUGGUGUGUUGGUCAACGGGCUUGGCGAGGUAGGGAAUAAGCGCGGUGGACCUGACGAACGCAGGAAGUUGCGCACUCCAUAG
Molecule: messenger RNA, 1251 nt
Organism: Penicillium daleae
Lineage: Eukaryota; Fungi; Ascomycota; Eurotiomycetes; Eurotiales; Aspergillaceae
Gene: alg3
Product: dolichyl-P-Man:Man(5)GlcNAc(2)-PP-dolichol alpha-1,3-mannosyltransferase
Exons: 3
Coding region: 1-1251 (416 amino acids)
Cellular component (GO): endoplasmic reticulum
Molecular function (GO): dol-P-Man:Man(5)GlcNAc(2)-PP-Dol alpha-1,3-mannosyltransferase activity
Source: RefSeq, a predicted model, not a curated record